Messenger RNA from Python bivittatus (Burmese python), 2126 nucleotides. RefSeq names its product glutathione peroxidase 7 (gene GPX7). Gene Ontology annotation, biological process: response to oxidative stress. Gene Ontology annotation, molecular function: glutathione peroxidase activity. NCBI's taxonomy places the organism in Eukaryota, Metazoa, Chordata, Lepidosauria, Squamata, Pythonidae. The record is from RefSeq and is a predicted model, not a curated record.
UUGAAAGCUGUGCAGUAUGUUAGAUCCAGAGGACAGCGUGGAGCACAAAACUGGCUCUUCCUUUCCUAAGUUUUUUCUCAUCCCUAUAGCCAUGCUGAUCGUCAUAGGAGGACUGCUGUUCGUGGCGUUUUCUGCCUCCGAGCAGAAAGAGGACAGUUUUUACUCGUUUAAAGUGGUCAACAUCAGGGGCAAACUAGUCUCCCUGGACAAGUACAGAGGCUCGGUAACAUUAGUUGUCAAUGUUGCAAGUGAGUGCGGAUAUACCGACAGUCACUACAGAGCCUUACAAAAGCUGCAGAGAGAACUUGGCUCCUAUCAUUUUAAUGUGCUAGCGUUUCCCUGCAAUCAGUUUGGACAGCAAGAACCCAAUAGUAAUAAUGAAAUUGAGAGUUUUGUCCGACAAACAUAUAGUGUUUCCUUUCCUAUGUUCAGCAAGAUAGCAGUGAAGGGCAUCGGGGCAAAUCCAGCCUUUAAAUAUUUAAUUGAAUCCACUGGAGAAGAGCCAACUUGGAACUUCUGGAAAUACCUUGUGGAUCCAAAUGGGAAAGUGGUAAAUGCUUGGGACUCUACCGUCACUAUUGAAGAAAUAAAACCUCAUGUGACUGAACUGGUGAGGAAACUCAUUCUGAAGAAAAAAGAGGAACUCUAAUUUUUUGCAAAUGUACCUUUUUGUAUUUCUAUUUUUGGAUCAUUGUUCUAGCUCUUCAUAUUCCCACAGAGAAAUAACUUUGGCCAACCCGAGUUAGCUUCCAUCCCCUAAAUAUGAGUAUUUGUUUCUCUUAACAGUAUGUUCAAUCCAUUUUCUGAGUAAAUCAGAGAGAAAUUGAUAUCUAAGAAGAAAAGUAGAACUAAUGAAAGGCUAGGUUUUAUUUAUUUUCCUUAUAAAUCACUGAUUGAUUUUAGUGAGAUGAAAUGCCAUGUAGGAUUUCUAGGCAGCAAAUUUCAGUUCAGAUAUAAUUGCCUAAAUAAAUCUUAUCGGUAGCUACUUUCUAUCAUGAACAUUAUCAUGAGAGUCAUUUAUAAAACAGAAACCAGAACAGGAAAACUUGAUCUUAGCCUGAGUGUGGCUGUAAGAAGCAAUGUUCAUGCUAGAUAAAUGUAGCACACUUCCACAUAAGCUGUGUUCUCACUUACUGAAAGCUUUCACUCACCUAUGCAUUCCUGAAAAUCAGUAUAUCUCAAGAAUCUGUGAAUGGGGUUUCAUUCAACUAUAGGUUGCUCCAGAAGUAUACUAAUGCUGUGAUUUUCACUGAUUCCCCUUUCCCCUUGCAACACUCAGAUUUGCUGUGGGAGAUUGUGAGAUAUCAAGAACUACACAUGAGAUACACUAUGUGGAGGGAAGCUGCAGGGAAGGAUGAAUUGCUGAAAAUAAUCUAUCCCACUGUCUGAAUCAAAGGUUCUUCAGUUCUUGGACAGACUUUCUUAUGAAUGAAAAGAGACUGUUGAAUCCAUAUUGUUAAAAACUCUCCUGCUUUUUUUCAAGCACUACUUAAUUUUUUUCUAAAAAAAGAAAAAGAAAAAAAGAGAAGAGUUGCAAUGCUGCUUUUGGCAUUUGCUCUUUGAUGCCCUUCCAGAUGCAUGUCACCAACCUUCAGAUUCUGCAUCGGAUGGACAUGACCCAAGAAUAGUUGCCUUUUCUCAUAAAUAGUACUGAAAAAGGCUUGCCCUAGUGAAGCAUUAAUUUAUAUAAAUAUAACUUUAAUUGUUGUCUAGAAUCAUCCACACUUUUCUUUCAUAGUAAUGAUGUUACUAAAAAUUAAAUAACUUUAUUUGGAAUGGGACCAACUCUGCUUAUCACACUGUGAAAAGACUGGGGAAUUUUCAGUGACUGAACAAUAAUAAAAAGGGGUUCUUAUGUAAUUGAGACCUGUGUUUGUGAGCUUCCUUUGCAUUCCAUAGACAGAAAAACAUCUUUCUACCAUUAAAAGGUAAAUACGUAAGUGACAAUGGUCCAUUAAAUAACCCUUUGAAAAAAAUUUAAAUCUUUAAAAAAUCUUGGCAGUGUUUCUCAUUUUAAAUUGAAAGAAUAAAUAUACUCUUUGGAAUAACCCUAUAUGCACAAUUGUCAGAUAAUGCAUGCAAGAAGCACAAUAUAAUAAACAAAUGGACUGUGUACAUGAGACACA